AUGGGCAGACUUAUAAGGAGGGAUCUUGGCUCCUGCAGCCAUUUCCCCUGCAGGGCUGAGCUCUUUGGCUGGCUUGCCACUUCCUUAGCAGAGGGACUGCUGGCAGGGGCAACAUCUGAGCAGGUCAUGAAGCCUCAGGAGGCAGAGCUUGUUACUGAAAUCUCCAAGUUACAAUGCAUGGUUUCGGAGCUGAAGUCGGGGUUCACCAGCGCUCUGCUGGAGCUCAGUCAGAUUCAACAUGGAGACACAUACCUGAGAGAGGAGCUGGAGGAGAACAGGAGGAGCUGUCAGAAAAAAGCUCUAAGGCUGGAGGCUCUAGUCGACUCACUGAGGGAGGAACUCAGUGUGAUGAGGUGUCAGAUCGUGCAGCUGUACAGCAACAGACACAGACCUCAGCAGGAUGGAAAAAGCUCCACAUCCAAGCAAAGAGAAAGCGAUCCAGCUGAGCUGGAGUGUGUACAACGUCAGUGUGAUUGUUCAUCUGCUCCACCUGCCUGUCUGUCCAGAGGAAAACUGCUCCUCCACUGUUUCCUGCAGGGCCUCAAAGCCGGUCUCAGUGAAGGCACAGAUGCACGCCAUCAGGUCGCAAUGCAGCUCCUGCACUCUGAGUGGGAAUAUGUGUCAACCUUAAACCAGCUGUACGACAAAUACAAGACCCCACCGGCUCACCACAUGACUGCAGAACCAUAUCAGACGUAUUUGAAGUUUGUGGAGCAGCUGUUACAGCGCCAUCUGCUCUUCAGAAAUACACUGCAGGAGCGGUUAUCAGCUGAACACUGGAAAUCUCUGGUUGGAGACAUCCUGGUGCAGCUUAUUGGCCACAACGAUACAGCUUUUUCAGACAUGUACCUCGGAUACACAACGACCCUGGCGUCAUUCCUCUCACUUGAGUUCAAGAGACUCAAUCAUCCUGACAAGAGUCAAAUUUUGCAGGGCAGCCAGAUUGAGAGAGAGGAAAUGAAACUGCUCUCCUUGCUGUUGGCACCUGUCGCGCGCAUACACAGCUACCUGAGUCACAUUCAGAACCUCUUGCAGUGGACUGGUAAAGAGCAUCCUGAUUGCAGCCUCUUGUUGGGAACUGAGCGAGCUCUGAGGAGCAUUUUAUCCCGCUGUCAUGUAAUUCUCGAGGAAGACGUCCGGUGGGAAGAAGGAGAAGUAGCUGGACAAAGCACCUCUGAUGCUGGGGCUGGCGUUUCUGCUGCAAACUGUUGCACGAGGAGCCAGCACACCAGAGAGUCUCAGCAGGCCAGGGAAGAGUCAAACGCUGCUGCUCAGAGAGAUGACCAGAUAGCUGUCGGCCUCAGCAAUGGCGUGAAUGGCUGCCAGUCAAUGCGUCUGGAGUGUUGGUCCUGCAGCCCUGUGAGAAGAGACCGAGCCCUCCUGAACCAGCCGGCCCAUGACUGUGGACAUGCCUACUGCUCCCUCCUCACUCCAGACACAGCAGGAUGGGGAGACAACAGCGACUCAGGCCAGGGCACCUUCAGCCAGCCCACGGGGAAAGGCACCAACGAGCUAGAGGCACCUCGCACGAACCACAGCUUGGAAGACUGUGAGACAGACCCCGAUGACACCUCUGCCUUUGACUAUUCCUCAGUCACCUCAUGUAGCCCUGAUGGCACUCUGCGCAGGGAGAUGACGGGUAGCAACAGCGGGGAGGAUGAAGAGGAAGACAGCCAGGUGCCAGUGCUGUUAAAGCCCUCAUACAGUCAGCAGCAGCAGGUCAAAGAGACACCAAGAGAGAGGACUGUGUGUCUGAGGUGGCAGAUUCCAAGACUCACCCCUCACCCUCCUCUGAGGAACCCAUCAGGACCCCACAUGGACGGGCCAACGCCGUGUCUCGUCAGCUCCUACGGGAAGAGGUUGGUCAGUGUUAGAAAGGGAUCGCCUCCUCUUCACCCGAAAAGUGCCUUCAGGCCAAUCUGGGAUGAUCCGUCAAAGCAGGCUGAUUCAGCCCCAGAGAAAGACAACAGGCAAGGUUUCAUUCCGAUUCAGGCUCCAGCGAGGCAAAACUUUCAGAAUUUCAACCCAAGCAGAGAAAAUCUGAGGACAGGGCUGGCUCAGCAGCGAGUGAACCAUGCAGCAGCAGCCACGCGCAGUGGAGGAUUGUGGGAUGACAGUGAGGACAGCGAGGGACCCUGCAGCACUGUUUGAUGACUGCCAUUUAAAAAAAUAAACUUUGAAGUUACAUCCAGAACCUGAGCACAAGCAUUUUUCCACAAGGCCUCUAAAGCCGUGAAGUGCAUGA
Molecule: messenger RNA, 2245 nt
Organism: Pelmatolapia mariae (spotted tilapia)
Lineage: Eukaryota; Metazoa; Chordata; Actinopteri; Cichliformes; Cichlidae
Exons: 15
Coding region: 1-2151 (716 amino acids)
Molecular function (GO): guanyl-nucleotide exchange factor activity
Source: RefSeq, a predicted model, not a curated record